AGCAGUCUUCUGACCAAACGCAAUCAUGGGUAUCUCACGAGACUCUCGCCACAAGCGUUCCGCUUCCGGUGCGAAGAGGGCAUACUACCGCAAGAAGAGGGCUUUCGAGAAGGGCCGCCAGCCCGCCAACACCCGUAUCGGUGCCAACCGUGUCCACCUCGUCCGCACCCGCGGCGGCAACCGCAAGUUCCGCGCGCUUCGUCUCGAUGCCGGCAACUUCUCAUGGGGCUCUGAGGGCAUCGCCAAGAAGACCCGUGUCAUCGGUGUCGUCUACCACCCCUCCAACAACGAGCUUGUCCGCACAAACACCCUGACCCGGUCCGCCGUCGUCCAGAUCGAUGCUGCUCCUUUCCGACAAUGGUACGAGGCCCACUACGGUCAGUCUCUUGGCCGCAAGAGGCAGGCCAAGUCUGGCGAGAAGGAGGAGGACAAGAAGAAGUCAAACGCCGUUGUCGCCAAGCAGGCCGAGCGCCUCAAGACAUCCGGCAAGAUCGAGAACACUGUCGAGAAGCAGUUCGAGGCCGGUCGUCUGUACGCCGUCGUCUCUUCCCGUCCCGGCCAGAGCGGUCGCUGCGAUGGUUACGUUCUUGAGGGCGAGGAGCUUGCCUUCUACCAGCGUCUUCUCAAGAAAUAGGCGUGAUAUUUGGGGCUUCUUCGGUGCAUCGGUUAGGUCAAAACUGGGUGUUAGUCAUGUAUCUGGUCUGCAUAGUGGCUGGGUAAUGAAAGCACUGGGCGUGAUAUCGCCAUUUCUCUAGAUACCACGAGGCUAUGAAUCACGGGUUUCUCAAAUGUUAACCCUUUUCCCGUGUAACCUGUGAUGUUGUUCUCAUGUUAUUUGAGUAGAUUGAUACCUACACCCAUAAUGAUGUCGAUUGUCUGGCACGUUAUCAAGUGAAGGUUUACCAUCGUUCUUUACUGUCAAUCCUAUCGGUUGGUCGUCACCUCACAUGCUCCAUUGUUCG
Messenger RNA from Dothidotthia symphoricarpi CBS 119687, 962 nucleotides. Its product is annotated as 40S ribosomal protein-like protein S8. The transcript is spliced from 3 exons. Gene Ontology annotation, biological process: translation; maturation of SSU-rRNA from tricistronic rRNA transcript (SSU-rRNA, 5.8S rRNA, LSU-rRNA). The coding region runs from base 26 to 634 and encodes 202 amino acids. The record is from RefSeq and is a predicted model, not a curated record. Gene Ontology annotation, molecular function: structural constituent of ribosome. Gene Ontology annotation, cellular component: ribosome; cytosolic small ribosomal subunit. Lineage: Eukaryota; Fungi; Ascomycota; Dothideomycetes; Pleosporales; Dothidotthiaceae.